AUGUUUCUAUCAACGUUAUUUGAAGAAAGACUAGCUGGUACUUUUCACAAGUAUGGACAGAUAAUAGCGAGAAAUCCUAUUUCAGCAAUAAUGUUUGCAAUCAUGCUUAAUGGGCUUUUGGGUAUAAAUAUUUUGUGGAUGAGGUCCAAUAGUGAUCUGACAGUUUAUACCCCUAGUAAUAGCCAGGCAUACCAAGAUAGUGCGUUGGUGCGAACAAAAUUUCCCGAUUUUACUGGUACGAAUUUCUAUGAACAAAGCUUGCUUGACCUUGGCAGGUAUGGAAGUAUCAUUAUAAAAUCACCAAACGAUGGAAAUGUAUUGAACGAGACAUUUCAAUCAAAUAUAAACACAAUUAUAAACACGGUGGAAGAAAUUUCAAUCGAACACGAAGACCAGACAUAUUUAUAUAAAAGUUUAUGUGCACUUCCUUUGAAAAUAAAUUUCUACUUAAGGCAAGACUUACAUUCAAGCAAUGUAUUAGCAUCGAAGUGGGAACAGAAAUUCAUAGAUACAUUUCAGUCGUUUGUUUCUAGUGCAGGCAAUCAAAAUAUUAGUAUUGCAUUUGCUAAUUCAGACUCUCUAGGGAAAGAACUAGAUGCCAACACUGGUGGUGAUAUUUCAUAUUUUUCUUUAACGUUUACGUUGAUGAUUACAUACGCCUCUUUCGUGGCAGCUGGUGGGAACUGCGUAUCAAAUACUGGACAUUUAGGUCGUGCGGGAGUGAUUGCUAGUGGUUUGUCCAUUUUAGGCGCCUUUGGACUUGGUAGUGCUUUAAAUGUAGAAUUUGUAAACAUCGUUGGAGUCAUGCCAUUUCUCAUUAUUGGUAUUGGUGUGGAUGAUAUGUUUAUUCUGAUGUCAGGACUAGCAUCUGCACCUUUAAACAAAUCAACUGAAGAGCGUGUUGGGAAAACUAUGCAAUCAAGUGGAGUAGCUAUCACAAUAACAUCACUGACAAAUGUGACAGCGUUUGCGGUAGGGAUGUUGUCAUCAUUUCAGAGCGUCCGGAACUUCUGUUUGUACUCUGGUUUGGCUGUGCUACUGUGCUAUGUCAAUCAGAUGACUUUUUUCCUUGGUUGUAUGAGCAUACAUGAACGAAGAGUUGCAGCUCAAAGACAUUGCAUUACAUGCCUCACAACAAAAAGCAGGGAAGAAAUGAAUAGCGAAGGAGGAAAUUGUUUGAAAAUAACAUGCUGUGGUGGAUCCCCACCUUCCUCAAGAAGCGACCAAGAAAGUUUUCUUCAAAAAUUUCCAUCUAUAGCAUUUCCAAAAUUAGUCUUAUGGCUUCCAUUUAAAAUCUUAGUAAUAGUAGGUUUUUUUGUUUAUUUGGGAUUCUCAAUAUGGGGAGUUGUUCACUUAAAGCAUGGUCUUCUCCUUCGCAAUUUGGUGUCUGAAUCAUCAUAUUACCAUUCAUACAGUAUCUGGGAUUACGACCUUUUUCCUUCAAAAUUUAUCAUUUCCUUGAUUUUUCCCUCAAAAAUUAAUUAUGAAUCAAUCGAAACUCAAGAUGCAUUUGAAGAUAUUUUGACUAAAAUCAAACAGGAUCAAGGCAUACAUACAGAAAAUGAAAUUAACUGGCUGAUUUCAUAUAGAUCAUCAAAUGUAUAUGACAAUUCAUCUGAGCAAUCGUUUUGCUUAAAUUUAAAAAAAUACAUUUCGAAUUCAUCGUUCUCAAAUGAUGUUAUAUUUAGCGAUAACUGUACCGUUUCCCAUUCAAGAGUCCAUAUGAUAACAAAUGAUAUCAAAGACUCAUACAUGCAAGGAGAGUUGAUGUUGAGGAUAAGACAAAUAACGGAAGAAUCGGACGUAGGAAUAUUUUCUUUCUCGCCUGCUUUUAUUUAUUUUGAGCAGUACGUUGCCGUUCUUCCGAAUACACUACAGACCGUUGGUAUAGCAGUGGCUGCUGUUCUUAUUGUAACUAGUAUAUUCCUGUCGAAUGCAUUAGUCAUUUUGUUAGUUACCUUGUCAAUGGCAUUCAUAAUGCUAGGAAUUUUCGGUUUCAUGCAUCUAUGGGGACUUUCUUUAAGUUCAAUUACAAUGAUUCAUUUAAUAAUGAGUGUCGGAUUUUCUGUUGAUUACACCGCACAUAUAUGUCAUGCCUUUUUAACUGUUGAUGGCGAAAACAGAAAUGAGCGGGUAAAUGAAGCAAUCAUUCUGUCAGGUGGUCCAAUAUUUAACGGGGCCAUGUCAUCAUUAAUUGGGAUAAUCAUGCUCGCAUUUUCUGAAUCUUACGUUUUUAUUUCUUUUUUUAAAGUAAUGGUUCUUGUAAUUUUGUUCGGUCUUGGCCAGGCAAUUUUGUUUCUCCCUGUUAUUUUGUCACUUAUUGGGCCUAACAAAACUUCGAUCCACGAAAAGAAAACAAUAUUUACGAAGGAAAAACAUGCACAUGUAAAUAAAGGAUUCACUAAACACGACAAUCGUUUAUAA
Molecule: messenger RNA, 2424 nt
Organism: Mytilus californianus (California mussel)
Lineage: Eukaryota; Metazoa; Mollusca; Bivalvia; Mytilida; Mytilidae
Product: patched domain-containing protein 3-like
Exons: 4
Coding region: 1-2424 (807 amino acids)
Biological process (GO): transmembrane transport
Cellular component (GO): membrane
Molecular function (GO): transmembrane transporter activity
Source: RefSeq, a predicted model, not a curated record